Molecule: messenger RNA, 847 nt
Organism: Sitophilus oryzae (rice weevil)
Lineage: Eukaryota; Metazoa; Arthropoda; Insecta; Coleoptera; Curculionidae
Product: protein strawberry notch-like
Exons: 5
Biological process (GO): regulation of DNA-templated transcription
Cellular component (GO): nucleus
Molecular function (GO): chromatin DNA binding; histone binding
Source: RefSeq, a predicted model, not a curated record
AUUGAUCUGUAUAGUGGGACCCCCUUACGGCGGCCCGGGAAACACCUCGAAUAUGAGUAACUUGGCCGCUAUGGCCUCGAUGUUGAGUAGUCUCACUGGCGGUCCCAUGGCCAACAUGUUUGGGGCGCCUGCCCAAGGUACUGCCGGGGGCUCAUCCCAGUCUGCCUCAGCGGCCGCUUUUAAUGCUGCACAAUUUCUGCAGCAGAUGGAAAUGGCAGCAUUUGGAAUGGCUGGAAACCCAUAUGGAAAUCCUUUUCUCCAGAAUUUAUCUGCCAUGUUAUACAGUGCCGGACCUGUUCCACCCUGGGGUGGCCCGCUUAGCAACAAAGCUGUACAGCAGAUGUGGAUGAAUCAGAUGGAUAAUAAACCUAUGCAUCAUCACCAAGAAGAAGAAGAAGUUGACGACGAAGAACUGGGCGUUGCAGAAACUUACGCGGAUUAUAUGCCUUCAAAAUUAAAAUUAGGCAAAAAACAUCCUGAUCCAGUUGUUGAGACGGCUUCUCUGUCAUCUGUCGCACCCGUAGACGUAUGGUACAAGUUAUCCAUACCAGAAGAAACUAUUAGAACUGGGGCACUAUCCGCCUUACAGCUCGAAAGUAUAACAUAUACUUCCCAAGCGCAUGAACAUAUAUUGCCUGAUGGCAGCAGAGCAGGAUUUCUAAUAGGUGAUGGUGCUGGAGUGGGUAAAGGCAGAACCAUUGCCGGUGUGAUCUUCGAAAACUACCUAAAGGGUCGCAAAAGAGCGAUCUGGGUUUCAGUGUCAAACGACCUGAAAUACGACGCAGAACGCGAUCUUCGUGACAUAGGAGCUGGAAAAAUCGAUGUCCAUCCUUUAAAUAAAUUCAAA